Messenger RNA from Siniperca chuatsi (mandarin fish), 1210 nucleotides. RefSeq names its product rapunzel 2 (gene rpz2). The record is from RefSeq and is a predicted model, not a curated record. Lineage: Eukaryota; Metazoa; Chordata; Actinopteri; Centrarchiformes; Sinipercidae. The transcript has 2 exons. The coding region runs from base 180 to 866 and encodes 228 amino acids.
GAGUCACUUCCUCGUGUUUACUUCCUUAUUUGGCAGGAAGGGGCUGUCUUUAUUUGACUAGGGAGGAAAAUGGUGGAAAGAAAAGACAGACGGUUUCAGUAGACUGAGAGAAACCAACUGUUUUAUCUCUGCCUCCAGAUUCCAGUGAACCUUAACGUGGCAGAAGAAAAGCAACAGCGAUGGCUGACGCAGGACAGAUCAAGAAAACUGCAGUCAAGGUGCUGUGCUGCGUGGAGAAGCUGUCGUCCUUCGCCUCCUCCAUCGACCCCAUCUUUGGCAUAGUCUCCUCCCUGGUUGGGGUGGCUCGCAAGGGCCUGGUGGACGAGAAGGGCCACGCUCUAGACAAGGACUUCCAGGCGAUCAACACUAAACUGGAGAGCAUCUCCCAAAAGAACCAACAAUGCCUGAGGAAGAUCCGCAUCGACGAGGUGAACGAAACCUUCGGCAAGUACGAGGAGUACAUCAAGCACCAGUAUGAUGCCUUCAACAGCAUGGUGGUGAAUGUGAAGAAAGAUCCAGACAACACCCAGCGCUACAUGGAGAACUUUGAGAAGAUUUAUGAGAGAGACAAGAGUGACAUGAGCCUGGAUGUCUACUAUCGCGGAGUGAUGGGUACCAGCUCGCUGUUUGGAAGACCCCUGCUCAAGGUGUACCUGGACAACUGCGAUGGCGACCGUGAGAUCAUGGAGCACCGCUGUUCACACAUCGCCCACCUGUUCCACAUGGGCCUCAUCGCCCUCAUGGCCUACACAGCUGUUACAGAGGACGAUGAAGACGAGGUGCGGGAGAAGUGGGCCAAGAGGGUGGAGGACAUCCAGAAGAAGAUGCAGGACGUGCUCAGUCAGUGCAAAGACAAUUCGUCCUGAACAUGGACCGGCAGAGAGAGGACGUCCUCUGGGUUUGGUGGCAACACUGGGAACAAAGUGUACUCUCAGCUGUGGACCAAUGAAAAAAAAUACUAAUUAUGUUAUAAUAUAUAUAUAUAUAUAUAUAUAUAUAUAGUAUAAAUAAAACCAAAGCCAUGUUUUGUGCACUUAAGCUGCACCUGAUAUUCUUAUUGCAGCAUUUUAGUUAUUGUAUCGAUAUUGUAUGUUAUUUUUGUUUCAAAGAGACCACUAUAUGUUUCAGCUGCUUUGUGUUACAGUCCAUGUCAAUACAUGCUGAAGUUUUAUUCAAUCUCUUCAAUUAAAAUGUACAAAUUAUUAGUUGA